AUGAUGACGGAUCGCGCCCUGGGCACGCUGUUGCUGGCCUGCAACUCGAGCUUUUUUGUCUACUACGUUCUCUGGAUUGGUGUGAUGCCGUUCGUGGACGAGUCGCACUUCACACAGGCCCUCUUUCCUCCCCGCGAGUACGGUCUGCUCCUCGCGGCGCUCAUGAUGACGGCAGCUGUCGGGAUUGCCAUGUUGGUGGGCUCUCUUCACACAAUCUGGCGGACCGGCUACGUGCCGCCGCCGACGAAAACUGCAGCAAUGACCAGGGUAAACCUAUUAGCAGCAUCCGCAGUAGCGUCCACCACAGAUGGAGUGGUGCCAGAGGUUCUCAUCGCGGCCAAGUGA
Messenger RNA from Leishmania braziliensis MHOM/BR/75/M2904, 345 nucleotides. RefSeq lists its product as hypothetical. Gene Ontology annotation, molecular function: enzyme regulator activity. The transcript has a single exon. The record is from RefSeq and is a predicted model, not a curated record. Gene Ontology annotation, cellular component: dolichol-phosphate-mannose synthase complex; endoplasmic reticulum membrane. Gene Ontology annotation, biological process: GPI anchor biosynthetic process. Bases 1 to 345 code for a protein of 114 amino acids. Lineage: Eukaryota; Euglenozoa; Kinetoplastea; Trypanosomatida; Trypanosomatidae.